Molecule: messenger RNA, 710 nt
Organism: Drosophila navojoa
Lineage: Eukaryota; Metazoa; Arthropoda; Insecta; Diptera; Drosophilidae
Gene: SsRbeta
Product: signal sequence receptor beta
Cellular component (GO): membrane; endoplasmic reticulum
Source: RefSeq, a predicted model, not a curated record
UAGUGGCUGGCAAAUACUUGCUAUCAUUGUGUUAAUAAACCAAAUAAUUACACAAGCGACGCCGCUUUCAUCGAACCUUCCACGUCAACAAAAAGUGAAACGUUCCGAAAUAUUGUAUAUUAUAGCAUGUUCAAAAAAACGAUAACAUUUUGCGCCUUGCUUGCUGUACUCGGCGUUUGUGUCUCCGAGGAUGAGACACGUGCUCGGCUGCUGGUCUCAAAGCAGAUCCUUAACAAAUAUCUCGUCGAGAAGAGCGAUCUGUUAGUACGGUACACAAUUUUUAAUGUGGGCAAUGGGGCUGCUACAAAUGUCCAAUUAGUGGACAACGGCUUCCAUCCCGAUGCCUUUGAGGUGGUCGGGGGCCAACCAUCAGCUAAUGUGGAACGCAUUGCACCGCAAACAAAUUUUACUCAUGUCCUGGUAGUGCGUCCCAAGGCUUUUGGCUAUUUCAACUUCACAGCAGCGGAGGUUUCCUACAAGCCCAUUGAGGAGGCUGAGACGCUCCAAUUGGCAAUUAGCUCAGAACCUGGAGAGGGUGGUAUUGUAAAUCUGAAUGAGUACAACAAACGCUUCUCUUCCCAUUUCUUUGAUUGGGUGGCCUUUGCCAUUAUGACGCUGCCUUCUUUGGCCAUUCCACUCAUCUUGUGGCACUCUUCCAAAACUAAAUAUGAGCGCCAUGGAAAGAACAAAAAGCAUUAAGCAUCAACCAA